This is a messenger RNA of Miscanthus lutarioriparius, 459 nucleotides long. NCBI's taxonomy places the organism in Eukaryota, Viridiplantae, Streptophyta, Magnoliopsida, Poales, Poaceae. The record is from the annotation of a GenBank genome assembly.
AUGGCUUCUCACGCUCUCCUCCCUCUCCCUUGGCUUGCCAGCUGUGUUUGUGUCUGCAUGGUUGCAGUAGCCUUGUUGGCGCCGCCGCCGGCGGCGGCGGCUUCACAUGCCGCAAGGGCCCCUGUCCGCGGUGGCGACCCGACGGUGGGGUUCACGGAGGUGAAGCUUACUGAUCGAGAGCAACUUCGAGCUGCAGCGCCCCUACGACGUGCCGAGCGGCGACCGGGCUACGACUACUCUUCUGGGGUGUGGCAGUUCGAGGGCUAUGGCUACGUGCCCUCCGGCACGACGGGGGAGUCCAUCAUGCAGGUGUUCGGCGCCGGCGCCACGACGCUGAUGCUGCACGUCUACGACGGCGCGCUGCGGUACUACGACCGGCAGGUGGUGGAGGACGGCGCCUACGACCGGUGGUUCCGGCUCAACGUGGUGCACGACGUGGGCGUGUCCACGAUGAUGUAA